Diospyros lotus (date-plum) is the source of this 4768-nucleotide messenger RNA. Its product is annotated as ABC transporter C family member 10-like. Gene Ontology annotation, molecular function: ABC-type transporter activity; ATP binding; ATP hydrolysis activity. NCBI's taxonomy places the organism in Eukaryota, Viridiplantae, Streptophyta, Magnoliopsida, Ericales, Ebenaceae. The record is from RefSeq and is a predicted model, not a curated record. Gene Ontology annotation, biological process: transmembrane transport. Gene Ontology annotation, cellular component: plant-type vacuole; vacuolar membrane.
AUGGCUGACCUGUGGACUAUGUUUUGUGGGGAAUCCGCUUGUUCGGAUGAUGAGGGAAACCCUUGCGGCAGUGGUGUUACUGAACACAUGCUAGUGUUACUUCCUUCUUCAUGCAUCAACCAUGCCAUGAUCCUUUGUUUCGAUGUAAUACUUUUGAUCGUGUUCUUCCUCACUGUCACCCCGAAGAAAUUACUGUACAAGUCUGCGUAUAUUCCACUGAACUACCAUGGCACUACCCGUUGGCAUAUCAUAUCUGCAACUUUUAAUGGUGUCCUGGGAAUCGGGUACCUGUUCUUUGGUAUCUCAAUGUUUGCGAAAGAGAUGAGGAUGAGGCAGACGGCCUUACCUCUUCGUUGGUGGUUGCUAGCUCUGUUUCAGGGAGUAACACAGUUGCUACAGGGCUUGACUUGUAUCCUCAGGGGAGAACACUUUCCAAGAGUUCUGUUGCAGCUUUCAUGGAUCCUCUCCUUUUCAUUCUCUGGAAUCACUUGCACCUUAUCCCUCUGCGCCGCCAUUUUUAUUAAACAAGUGUCGAAAAAGGUGGCUUUCGAUGUGCUGUCUUUUCUAGGAACUAGUUUACUGUUGCUAUGCGCCAGCAAGGGCUACAAGGAUGAUGCACGAGGCGAUGAGAUUCUUUAUGCUCCCUGUGAGGCCUAUGGCAGCAGUAAAAUGGGGUCUGCAGUGACCAUCACUGCUUUAUCGAGAGCUAGCUUUUUCAGUCGCGUGUCCUUCUCGUGGCUCAACCCAUUGAUGAGCAAGGGCAGGGAGAAAAUACUUGACGAUGAAGAUAUGCCCAAAUUGUGCCGGGGAGAUAGAGCAGAGGCUUGUUACUCGCAGUUCAAGAAGCAACUCGAUAAGAGAAAACGACUUGAUCUGUUGUCUCCACCAUCUGUUUUGUGGGCACUAGUUUCAUGCCACCGGAAGGAGAUUCUGAUCUCUGGAUUCUUCGCCCUGCUAAAGGUCAUUACUCUCUCCUCCGGCCCACUGCUUCUCAAUGACUUCAUUGAGGUUGCUCAAGGCAAAGAAAAUUUCGAAAACGAGGGCUACGUGUUAGCCAUCUCAUUCUUCUUUCUAAAGAGCAUAGAGUCCUUGGCACAAAGGCAAUGGUACUUUCGGAGCAGGCUUAUCGGUCUCAAGGUGAAAUCUGUACUAACAGCAACCAUAUACAAGAAACAACUAAGACUAUCCAACGCCGCCAAAAAGAAGCACGCAGCUGGUGAGAUAACAAACUAUGUAACCGUGGAUGCUUACCGGAUUGGGGAAUUUCCUUUCUGGUUUCAUCAAACUUGGACAACUGCCCUCCAGCUCUGCUUUGCUCUGGCAAUCUUGUUUCGUGCAGUUGGGCUCGCCUCAAUCGCAUCCUUGGUGGUGAUAAUCAUCACUGUUGCCUGCAACUACCCACUUGCUGAAUUGCAGCAUAAGUUCCAGACUAGGCUCAUGGUGGCCCAAGAUGAGAGGCUGAAGGCCAGUUCGGAGGCUCUUGUGAACAUGAAGGUGCUCAAGCUAUAUGCUUGGGUAGGGCAUUUCCAGAAUGUUAUAGAAGACUUAAGGGAGGUGGAAUAUAAAUGGUUAUCAGCAGUUCAGUUAUGGAAAGCAUACAACGGCUUUCUCUUCUGGUCAUCCCCUGUGCUGGUCUCCGCAGCCACCUUUGGCGCGUGCUACUUUCUCAACGUGACAUUGCACGCUAGCAACGUUUUCACGUUCGUGGCAGCUCUACGCCUUGUUCAAGACCCGGUUAGAUCCAUCCCUGAAGUAAUCGGAGUGGUCAUUCAAGCGAAAGUUGCAUUCUCUAGGAUUGUGAAGUUUCUUGAGGCACCCGAGCUGGAGAAUGCAAAGAUCCGACAGAUACAAAUGGAAAGCCACGCCGUUAUCAUCAAAUCUGCAGAUUUUUCAUGGUUGGAGAAUCAUUCAAAGCCCACCCUCACAAAUAUCAACUUAGAAGUUAGGCCCGGUGAGAAGGUGGCUAUAUGUGGAGAGGUUGGCUCUGGCAAAUCAAACCUGCUCGCUGCAAUCCUUGGAGAAGUUCCCAGUACUAGGGGAACAAUUCAAGUAUAUGGUAAGAUCUCGUACGUUUCUCAAUCAGCAUGGAUUCAGACUGGGACUAUACGCGAGAACAUUUUGUUUGGAUCUGCCAUGGAUGAUCAGAGAUACCAAGAUACAUUGGAAAAGUGUUCCUUACUGAAGGAUCUCGAGUUGCAACCCUUUGGAGAUCUCACUGAAAUUGGGGAAAGAGGAGUUAAUCUCAGUGGUGGUCAGAAGCAGCGGAUCCAACUGGCCAGGGCAUUGUAUCAGGAUGCCGAUGUAUAUCUACUGGAUGAUCCGUUCAGUGCUGUUGAUGCGCAUACCGCCACGAGCCUAUUUAAUGUAACUACUUUCUUUAGUUUUGUUCUGCAAUUCUACUCAUCAACUUACUCUGAAGCUCACCUAUCGUCACAGGAGUACGUGAUGGAGGCUCUUUCAACCAAAACAGUCUUGCUCGUUACCCAUCAAGUUGAUUUCCUUCCCGCUUUCAGCUCUGUUCUGUUGAUGUCAAAUGGAGAAAUCAUACAUGCUGCUCCUCACCAUCAGUUGCUGGAUUCAAGCCAAGAAUUCCGGGACCUAGUCAAUGCUCACAAAGAGACUGCAGGCACUGAAAGGCUGGCAGAGGCAGCAGUUUGUUCCCAAAAGCCCAAAACUUCUGCCAAAGAGACCAAAACAAAUCGCUUUGAGAAUAAAUCUAAGACACCCGAAGGUGACCAGUUGAUUAAGCAAGAGGAAAGAGAAGUAGGAGACACUGGUUUAAAGCCUUACAUACAGUACCUAAGUCAGAACAAAGGCUUCAUGUAUUUAUCCAUUGCCAGUCUCUGUCACCUCGCAUUUGUGAUUGGCCAGAUACUGCAAAACUCUUGGAUGGCCGCUAAUGUCGACAACCCUCUUGUUAGCACAUUAAGAUUGAUUACAGUCUACUCGGUGAUCGGUUUUGCUUCAACGCUAUUUUUGUGUUGUAGAUCUCUGUCUGUGGUUGCUUUGGGUUUGCAAUCGUCAAAAUCCCUAUUCGCACGCCUAUUAAGAUCCCUUUUCCGUGCUCCUACAUCAUUUUAUGACUCCACACCAUUGGGAAGAAUACUGAGUAGAGUCUCAUCUGAUUUAAGCAUCAUUGAUCUCGAUAUUCCAUUUUGCCUUAUGCUCAGUGUUGUGGCUACCAUAAAUACCUAUGCUAAUCUUGCCGUGCUAGCAACUGUCACCUGGCAAGUCCUGUUUGUCUUCAUUCCAAUGGUUUAUUGGUCUAUUCGCUUGGAGAUGUACUAUUUUGCCUCCGCGAAGGAAUUGAUGCGUAUUAAUGGCACGACCAAAUCCUUGGUCGUAAACCAUCUUGCCGAGUCCAUAGCAGGGUCCAUGACAAUAAGAGCUUUCGAGGAGGAGGAUCGGUUUUUCGCCAACAAUCUUGAGCUCAUUGACAUCAAUGCGAGUCCAUUUUUCCACAGUUUUGCAGCAAAUGAGUGGCUGAUCCAGCGGCUUGAAACGCUUUGUGCAAUUGUUCUCUCCUCAUCAGCACUCUGCAUGGUUUUGCUUCCUCCCGGAACCUUCAGUUCUGCUCUUGUUAAUGCAGGAUUCAUCGGAAUGGCUCUAUCCUAUGGCCUCUCAUUGAACAUCUCCCUUGUUAUUUCGAUUCAAAACAAAUGCACUCUGGCAAACAACAUUACAUCUGUAGAAAGGCUCCACCAGUGCUUGCACAUACCCAGUGAAGCUCCUGAAGUGAUAGAGGAGAACAAACCCUCCGUCAACUGGCCAACCGUAGGUAAAGUGGAGAUUCAAGAUCUGGAGAUCAGAUACAGGCCCAACGCACCACUGGUUCUCCGCAGGAUAACCUGCACAUUUGAAGGAGGACACAAGAUUGGCGUUGUUGGAAGAACGGGCAGUGGGAAGUCAACUCUGAUUGGCGCUUUGUUUCGCCUUGUGGAGCCUACAGGAGGCAAGAUUCUGGUAGAUGGAAUUGACAUAUCGAAGCUUGGAUUACAUGAUCUGAGGUCGAGGUUUGGGAUUAUACCACAAGAGCCCACCCUCUUCAGUGGAACAUUGAGAUACAAUUUGGACCCCUUGUCUCACCAUACUGAUCAAGAAAUAUGGGAGGUUAUUGGGAAGUGUCAACUUAGAGAAGCUGUUCAAGAACAAGAAGUGGGGUUAGACUCUGUGGUUGUCGAUGAUGGUUCCAACUGGAGCAUGGGACAGAGGCAACUGUUCUGCUUGGGACGAGCCCUUUUGAGAAGAAGCAAGAUUCUGGUGCUGGAUGAAGCAACUGCAUCGAUCGACAAUGCGACUGACUUGAUCUUACAGAGAACCAUCAGGACAGAGUUUGCUGAUUGCACUGUGAUCACAGUGGCUCAUAGAAUACCAACUGUGAUGGAUUGCACAAGGGUUCUAGCUAUCAGUGAUGGGAGAGUGGUAGAGUUUGAUGAGCCAAUGAAGCUGAUGAAUAGGGAAGGCUCAUUGUUCGGGCAGCUUGUUAAGGAAUACUGGUCUCAUUCUCAGCCGGCAGAAUUACAUGAAUAUGCAGUUUCACAAGGGGGGAGAGACAGAGUAUGAUGCAUGAACUCGAAUAUGAGUGUUCGAGUUUGGGUGUUGGAUAAGACUAUGUGCCAAUGGUAGAAUCAGGAGCUUAGGUCGGGGGCAGGUUUAAGUCUCAAAUCUGUAUACUAAAUUUUUUUAGCAUUACUCAGUUGCUCCCUAUUAUUUUUUAUUUUAGGAGACAAAUGUUUGAGGAUAUAAUAAUUUAUAUCCACAACAUCAA